CUACAGUCCGCUCCCUCGCGCAGUGGCAUGGCAUCCAUCCUGCACAUGGCGAAAGUUGGAGGAAAAGUUUCGAAGCGAUGAUAUUUAAACACAAAAAUAAUUGUAAAGCGAAUUAAUGCUUUUAUCCGACGGGCAGUGGAGAAAUUCUUCAGUUAGGCGACCGCUUGUAGCAUAUAGUUAAAAAAACAAACAACCUCAAUAUGAAAUCAGAAUUGACAUAAUCAUAACACGAUUAUUUUCGCUUGCCGUCCGUUUCGCUCUCGCUAAUGUAGAUGUUUGUGCAAGACGCCCGUGCCUCCGCGCUGCCGCUCAUUCAUCCGGCUGAGGAGAGGAUCGAGUCCGCGUCCGAGGACACAAUGAAGCAGUGUGUCCUUGUCCGACACAAUGCAACAAGAUGCUACGAAGAGGACGAAUCUGUUUUUCACAAGAUUAGCGACGUUUUUGCUCGAUUGCAGAGAGGGACCAGCUAAAGAAUGAAGCUUUAGCCUCUGCAUGACAAGCUAUGACCAACACACAGACUAGGCUCUAGACGUCCAGUUACAAAGCCAGGACUCAAGAAUGAAGACCAAAUAUGCAAUUGUCUUCAUCUGUAUUGUGGCCCUGGUCAUCAUUGAAAAGGAAAGCAACAUCCUAUCAAGGGUCUCUGAUAAGCUGAUCCAGAGGCAGAUUCCACAGCAGACCCCACAGACUUCACUGGAUUACAGCAACACAACACAAAAUGGCUCCUUGACGAUGCUCAAAAUGCUGCUCUCUAAACUCUUUGGUACAAAAAGGAAUUACUCAGAGGAGCAAGAAGAAGAAGAACUAGAGGAUUUAGGCAGGUACAGCUUCAGCAGUGCCCGUAAGCACAUAUUACUCUUGGCCACCACACGAACAGGUUCCUCAUUUGUGGGUGAAUUUUUUAACCAGCACGGGGAGAACAUGUUCUACCUGUUUGAGCCUUUAUGGCACGUUGAGCGCAUGCUGACCAUGGCCUCAGAGGCAAACAACGGGACAGUGUUGGCAGGAAUUUACCGGGAUGUACUCCAGGCACUCUUCCUGUGUGAUUUCUCUCCCCUUGAGAAGUUCAUCUCUCCUCUUCCUCAGGACCACGUCACCCCAGCUCUUUUCCGCAGAGAGUCUAGUCAUUCGCUCUGUGAAGAAUCUGUCUGCAGUCCUGUAAUCAAAGAUGUUUUUGAAAGGUAUCACUGUAAGACUCGUCGCUGUGGGCCACUGAACUUGACCCUUGCAUCUGAAUCCUGCCUUUCCAAGCAACACCAUGCCAUUAAGACUGUCCGUGUGCGCCAGCUGGACACAUUGCAGCCUUUGUUGGAGGAUCCACGCCUGGAUGUGAGAGUGAUCCAGCUCGUCCGAGAUCCACGGGCCAUCUUAGCAUCACGCAUGGUAGCUUUCUCUUCAAAGUACCAGACGUGGAAGGCCUGGGCGCAGGACGGCCAGGUGCCCGAAGAUGACGAGGAAGUGAAAAGGCUCAGAGGAAACUGCGACCAGAUAAGGAUGUCUGCAGAGGUCGGACUGAGCCAACCUCGCUGGCUGAGGAGACGCUACAUGUUGGUGCGUUACGAGGAUAUUGCCCGCUACCCCAUGCAGAAAGCAGAGGAGAUGUACAGGUUCACAGGGAUUCCAUUUAGUCCCCAAGCUAGGGAAUGGAUUCUAAGAAACACCCAGACCACACAGGGAGCUAGCGGGAUUUAUUCCACCCAGAAGAACUCAUCUGAGCAGGCAGAGAAAUGGAGAUUUAGCAUUCCCUUCACACUGGCUCAGGUAGUGCAGAGAGUGUGUGGACCUACUAUGGAGCUGUUUGGGUACAGGUUUGUGGAUGAUGAAAAGACGCUGAUGAAUAGGUCCAUUAGUUUGCUUGAAGAUAAACUAUUCCAUUAAUAGAAAGGUCAACACUGUGGCUGUAGUUAUGGAUCUGCAAAAUGCUGCGAACGUUGGAUCGGAGCCAGGAGAAGCUAUUAUUGCACAGACCAAAACUAGUAAGCAAAGGUGCCAUAAAAGACACAAAAUGUUUUACUGGUGACGGUAAUAUUUGGGCCAUACAAAACAUUCAUACUCACCAAUGAUGUGCCAAAUUGUUCUGACAAAAGAGCCACUUAAAAAGGGAAGUAUUUAUUUGUAAAUUAAAUAAGCAUAGAUGUCAAGCCUGACUUAUGAGAGAUUCUAAUGUAAGAUUGUAUUAAUAGAUGAUCAUGUUUAGACUUUCAGGGAUAAAGUGAUGCAUGCGUUGUUUGUCUGUGUGUGUCUGAAAGAGAAUAUGUUUCUGUUCAUAGGGUUUAUGACCUGCUUAAUUCUGCCUAGUUCAACCUGUAUUUUGAUAGAUCUAUAGUCCACUAGGCAACUGAUAGAAUUAUUAUAUAUUAGACCUGAUGUGCUUUCAUAGGGCUUUACAUAUCCGACUCAGGUGAAGUGAAUUUGGCAUUGCAUUUUGUGUGUCUUCAUGAGGAGCAUUCAUAUCCCUGCCAAAGCAUGCUGUGUGAAAAUACACAAUGAUAUUUGAUGUACUUAACCAAUUGCUAUUUAAAUAAAUUCUCAAGAUACCAUAAACAAAGAGACCAAUUAAGAUGGAUAUAUAAUACUCAUGAGGAUAUAUAAAAUGAGUAGCGAAAGAAGACUUAUAUUCAUUUUCAGAUACCUACAUUGUAUGUCUUCAAGUGUUGCUUUUGCCAGUAGCCAACUCAUAAAUUAAAUCCCUAGAAAAUAUAUGUAAAAUUCUAAAUACUCAUCCUUUAAAGUUAUUAGUUGUGAGAUGUAUGUGUAUGGAUGUUUUUGUUGAAAAACUAUAAGACGUAUGUAAAUGUAUUAAUGUGGCCUAUGACUUUAAGUGAAACCCAGGUGCUGUUGCGUUAACUGUCACUCUUGAUGGUAUAUAAAGGUAUCCACUGUGGCGCUAGUUCAAUGGCAGCAUUGUGUUCAGCUUGGCUGAGGCACUGCUGAAACUGCUGUGCUGCUGAUGGAAAGGGAUAUGCAUUACAGGUACAUAUAGUAGGGGGCUUAUACUAACUUAGUGUUGAAAAUAUAAAUGUGAAUACAUUAUGACUGACAGGCUGUGAGUUGUCCAACCUCACUAUUGAAGCAUUAAAGUAAAAAGGGAACACUGUAAAUGUGCAGCUGAAAACAUGGGUGUAGUCAGUUUAUGCAUUCAACUGAUGCCAAUACCCAGAAUGGCAAUAAAGUUCAUAAAUAUGUAUAUGAAUGUAAAAAGUUCAACCUUUAUUGACAACUGAUGUUACUGUCAACUUGAAUUAAUCUUUUACUAGUGGAAAAAAGUAUCAAAACAUCAAUAGCAGAGCUGUUUUAAAGUAUUGUGGCAAAUCUCAAUUAUUGUCAAAGCAAGUCUUAAUUCAAGUCUCAGUUCCUUAAGGAAAAGUCACAGUAUAGCCACAACUCUCUGUCAUUUAACUGCAAGUUAGUUGCAUUUCUUUCAGGUCUCUGAAUGAUUAUAAAAGGCCAUGGUAUUUAAAGUUUUUUCUUCCAAAGCUCUCAGACUGUCAUCAGUGACCUUUACAUAGCCGAGACCAAGUCCUGUCAAAGCAUAGGCCUAAUAAGUACUUAAGUACUAUUUAAGUACUCAAGUAGCGUGGCUAUGCAAAGCUUGAUUUUACCAGGACUCAAAACCUGAGACAUAAAUAUUUUGCUUCUUCAGGGAGUAAAGUCUCAAGCCCUCAUUUUUUGUGACGUAAAUCUGACUUAAGUCAGUCGACAGCUCUGGUACACAAACGGAAACAGUUGAAUAGGUUGUCAAAGUUAUGAUUCUCUUCAUAAACUUGAUGUGUUUACAGUUACAACUAAGUUACUAUCAUAUAUUGUUUUUCUUGAUGAAGAAACCAAGGGCCAAAGCACAGAUUAUAUUUAGCAACUAGAAAUGUAUCACACAGAUGUAAAUGUUAGUUUCUUAUAUUGAAAUAGUAAUUAAAAUGAUUUUGUUGCUGUGCUUUGAAGCUAUGAAGCCAUCAGUAUUUUCUUAAAUGUGUAAAUGCUUCUUGUGUCAAACAUUAGAUCAUUAUUUUCAGCAGUUCAAGGAUACAAA
Messenger RNA from Etheostoma spectabile (orangethroat darter), 4027 nucleotides. It is a transcript of the gene chst3a, whose product is annotated as carbohydrate (chondroitin 6) sulfotransferase 3a. Gene Ontology annotation, molecular function: chondroitin 6-sulfotransferase activity; N-acetylglucosamine 6-O-sulfotransferase activity. Bases 559 to 1878 code for a protein of 439 amino acids. The transcript is spliced from 4 exons. Lineage: Eukaryota; Metazoa; Chordata; Actinopteri; Perciformes; Percidae. The record is from RefSeq and is a predicted model, not a curated record. Gene Ontology annotation, biological process: N-acetylglucosamine metabolic process; carbohydrate metabolic process. Gene Ontology annotation, cellular component: Golgi membrane.